Molecule: messenger RNA, 9616 nt
Organism: Pipra filicauda (Wire-tailed manakin)
Lineage: Eukaryota; Metazoa; Chordata; Aves; Passeriformes; Pipridae
Gene: F5
Product: coagulation factor V
Exons: 25
Coding region: 3729-9401 (1890 amino acids)
Molecular function (GO): oxidoreductase activity; copper ion binding
Source: RefSeq, a predicted model, not a curated record
UCAGAAGACUAUUUUUGUGUAUGUUGGAAACUGAAAUCUACUUUUAUAGUAGAAGCCUAAUACUUUUAGCUUCAUUGCUGAUUCCUGAAAAUGUGAAUUUUCUUUUUUUUUUCCUCUCCUAUUUAAAUUCACUUAGAGUUAUGUGGGUUUAUUCCCUGCCUAUGAGUGGUAUGUUUCCUCUAUGUGGAGGAGGAUUUUGAUAACUGAACAAAAUGAGUGAUUGUCUUGUUAGGAAAGUUUGACUACAUCUUAAACUAAAAUAACUGUAACUAACCAAUCUUUGAAAGUUGGUUUAGAUUUACACUUGAGCAAGACUAGUGUUUUGAGAUGGAAUGUUUUGGGAGACAAAGCAGGAAUAUUGGUAUGUAGUCUGUUCGUCUUCUAAUAAAGACAAGAAUAGUCUUAUUGAUGAAAUUACAGCUUGAGGGUAAAGGGAGAGGGUUGCAGUGGCAGAGCAAGGUUCAAUCUUGAUUAUUUGUGUGCCUCACUGGCACUAAUUGGUAGUCUAAUAGCAUGGUUUCCUCUUUGGAGUAAACAUAAACUGAGUUAUUUAUGAAUUCAGAUAUUGCAGAUGCGUCCAGGCUUCAGCAGCCACUUUCUGCACUGUAAAAUGUUAAGGUUUUUAUUAAUGAAAAUGAGAGGAUAGGACCAUCAUUUCUCACUAUACAUACGUGUAUAUAUUUAUACUCAUUAGGUUCACUUAAACUGGCUUUUAGGACAGCAUCUUUGUCUCCCAAACAUCCACCUUGCGUUCUGCAAGGUGAUCAGAAGUUAGGUGUCUGCAGUGGACUGAAUUUGCUGUUGAGUAAGAAGUUUGGUCCCUGUCCUGGCACAACUGGUCCCUGUUUUGGCUGUCCUCUGUACCAUGCUCUUACUUACAUGAGAGCCUGUAAUCAGUUCUGCAUUCUAUGCUUAAACUGGCUUUCCUCUUUUGAUAUCUAUCUUCACUUCCUCUUUUUUGGACUAUAUCUUAGGCAAUGUCUAUGUAAGUGAGCUGAAACCUGUUAAAACUUAACCACACCCACUGAGUCAUGCCAUAGGAUUUUUCCUAUGAGACUAAUGUCAAAGAUGUUUUGGGCUUUCUGGUAACAAAGGAAGUAGCUGUCCUCCACCCAAUAAAGAGGGGAGUUUGGAGGGGAGCAAAGAGAGGGAGUAGGACUUAAAAUAACUAAUAAUGAUGAUGUAUAUUUUUUUCCUCUGCUGCAUCAGAAUCUUUUGAAACAUCCUUCUCCUAAAAGGUGUCUAUUCGGCUUUAGGAAGGUGAAUUAGUUUCAUCAAUCUCCAAUAAGUUGUCAAAUAUCACAUUCUUCCUUGUUGGGCUGUUGAUGGAAGUAAGUGGUGUGACUUUUUUAUUUUUCUUUUAAGAAAAAGUAUAAACCAAUGAAGGCCUUUUUCUCUGACCCAAGCAGAACAACAGAGGCGCAGCAGAACUAAAGAGAACUAGCCAGUGUCUUCCAUCAGCACCAUGAUAUUUAAUGCCUGACAGCAUUCUUAGCACAGAAAUGUCUGUUGUUACAAAACCCAAAGCUUGGUGACUCAUAUGUGGUGCUCUGCUUGGCUGCAUAUCAAAGCAGCUGUACCUGAGCAAGCAAAUUUGACCUGGGUACACUUGCAGCAAUUGUACUGUACCUUAGUCCUCCUCUUCUUUUGGGACUAAUACUUAAAAUUCCUGAUAGAACUGAAUAUUGCUGCUGUAGGAACUGCUAUAAACAUAUGCAAACCUAGUAAACCUCAGUUAUAGCUUCUGUCAAAUCCUACAUGGUCAUUAAUGGUCUGAAUUUUGUCUCUGCAUCAGAAUAGCUUUUGAGAAGUUCUGCUGUGCUGCAGUCCACUUUCCUGCUGCACAUCUUACAGCUCUUGUGGUUCUAUUUGCCUUCUAGAUCUCUAUCUCUUGAUCUUGAACUUGGAGUACAUUCCCCUUUACAGGUGCUGCGUGCAGCAAAGAUGUGGGUGAAAUUUUGAUUGUACUGAAUCUGAAAGUUAUGCACAAGGAAUGGGUUGUGGUGCAAAGGGGAUAACCUCACAGAAGUGUAAAAUAAUAAACAUCACAAGCUCUAUGGUCAAACUUCAGAUACCUAGUCCUCAAUUUACAUGAAAUGCUUUUAAAAUACCAAAAAAUACUUGCUCAUGAUAAAAAACAAGUGUAGAAGAGAAAAAAAACCAAAGCAUUAAAUUCCAAGCAAUAUGUGGGAAGUUCAGCCCUGUAUUUAGUCUUCUAAAAGUCUAAUCGAAGUCUAAACUAUAAAUAAUGGAGGGUGGAAAUACUGUUUAAACAAACAGGGUAAUUCAACUUUGUCCUUCUGUGGCUGCAUUUUUACAUAUGGGAAAAUGGAGCUUGUUUAACCAGCUUGUUUAUCAAACAGCCUAAGCCACUGCUGGAGAACUAGACUGCCCUGAAUUUGUCUGUGUGGUGAAGUCUGUAGGGACAGAUACAAUUUACUGUCUUAUGCUAAAAGCUUACUGAUUUCAUGUUUCAGAAAGAAACACACCUAUCUGCUAUAACUUUCUCUGCUACUAACUUCUUAGAAGUGUUCAAAGUAUACUAUUUGAGAAAAAAAACCAAAACCAACCCAAACCUGGAUGUGGAAAAUUCAACUAUAUGAAAGAAGAAAAAUUUAAUUAGUCCAGAAUAUCGUACCUAUUGUUGGAAGUAGGUAUGUAUACAACUUGAUAAGAGGCUCUCUUUUUGUUUUUGAUAACCCAGUUUCAUUUGCAGCAAGGUUUUAUGAUAAAAAGAUGCAAAUCUUCCUAGUUGCAAACUGUUGCACUGAUACCCUUACUGUUGUUAUUCUCUACAGAAAGAAAUCCAAGUUGAAUAUGCUGCUAGACUGACUUAGCAUGAAGGCAGCUGCUCCCAUGUUGCAUAUCAGUUGUAAGCCUGGGCAAAUACAGAAAUCUCUUAGUAAAGAAGACAAACUGGAACAGAGAGAACACAAACAUUGAGUAGGAGCAAAAUUCUUUCUCGAGCCAAACUGGAAAUUUUCUGAUGAAAAUUAAACACACAGAGGGAAAAAAAAAUAUUUUGUUUGAGUCAGUCCAAAAUUUUGAACAACACAUCAUUAAUGCAGUUUUUGAAGACAGGAAGCUAGUGUAUCCUCUUCUCUUUUUGUCCAUUAAAAGGAUUUUUUUUUUCAGACCAUGAGUUAAUGGUCUUAGACAAAUUUGUUAAAGCACUGAAAUUAUGUUUUAUAGUACUUAGAAAAUAAACAUAUUUCUUUUUCUCUGAAACUGCAUUGAAUUCAGCAUUUCUAUGCAAAUAGUUUUGAGUCCUGCUAACUAAUUGGUUUUGGCAAACAUUGACUGAAGAAACACUCAGUUCUAACAAAGGACACGUGCUUUUCUCCUAGGAAAAAAAUACAGGUUUAAAACUUGUGAAUGUAUUUAGGUUUAAAUCAACAUGAUUAUCUGUCUUCUUGAACCCUGUAGUGCCAGGGAAAUAUGAAACACCCUUCUGAGUUCUUACUACCUUUUAGUGUGUUUAUGAACACAAAAGUCACACAGCCUGCCUUCCCUUAACAGAAUGUGUUCUUGUGAGGGCUGUCACCAAAACAUACACAUCUUCCUUUUGUAUAAAUUGCUAUCUGAAAGAAAGCCAAAGUUUCUCUGCCAUCUUUUCUUUUUGCCUGCUGAUGUGGUUUUUGGUGUGGCACACCUACUUUAAACUUCUAAAAUGAGCUAUUUCACAGAUUAACCUUUCUUGGCUUUAGGGCCUACUUGCAGAAGUGAAGAUGGUUUCUGCUCCCAGUUCUGCCUGGAAGAUUUGGUUGGAACACCCACAUCCUGUGUUUAAGAAAAUUUCUUACAGAGAAUAUGAAGGGGAUUUUAAAAAAGAAAAGCCAGCAAAUACAUUUGCAGGACUUCUGGGACCAACUCUGCGUGCUGAAGUGGGAGAUACUCUAGUAGUUCACCUUAAAAAUAUGGCUGACAAGCCAGUCAGUAUUCAUCCCCAAGGCCUAGUUUACAGCAAACAUGAAGAAGGCUCCCUGUAUGAUGACAGAACAUCAUCUGCAGAAAAACGAGAUGAUGCCGUACUUCCAGGCCAGGUCUAUACAUAUGUGUGGGAUAUAUCAGAAGAAGUUGGUCCAAGAGAAGCUGACCUUCCUUGUCUUACUUAUGCUUAUUAUUCUCAUGUGAACAUGGCAAUGGAUUUUAACUCUGGUUUGAUUGGAGCACUGCUUAUCUGUAAGAAAGGAAGCCUAAAUGAGGAUGGGUCACAGAAACUUUUUGACAGGGAGUAUGUACUGAUGUUUGGUGUGUUUGAUGAAAACAAGAGUUGGCAAGGAUCAGCAUCAGUCAAGUACACAAUUAAUGGCUAUACUGAUGGAACUUUACCAGAUUUAGAGGCUUGUGCUUAUGACAACAUUAGCUGGCACUUGAUAGGAAUGAGUUCCAAGCCAGAAAUUUUCUCCAUUCAUAUCAAUGGCCAGUCCAUGGAGCAAAGACAUCACCGAGUUUCUACCAUUAACCUGGUGGGAGGAGCAUCAACCACAGUAAACAUGACAGUGACUGAGGAAGGAAGGUGGCUCAUAUCUUCUCUUGUCCAAAAGCACCUGCAAGCUGGAAUGCAUGGUUACCUCACUGUAAGAGAUUGUGGGGACAAAGAGGUGAAGAGGAGUCAGCUCUCCUAUAAAGAACGUCUUAUGGUCAAAAACUGGGAAUAUUUCAUUGCUGCAGAAGAAGUUACUUGGGAUUAUGCCCCAACUAUUCCAGCCAGCCUUGAUAGACACUAUAAAACACAACACUUGGACAACUUCUCAAAUCUCAUAGGUAAAAGGUAUAAAAAGGCUAUUUUUAGGCAAUACACUGAUGCCACCUUCACAAAACGUCUGGAAAAUCCCCGCCCAAAGGAAACUGGGAUCUUGGGCCCUGUUAUCAGAGCUCAACUUAAUGACAAAGUCAAAGUCGUAUUCAAAAAUAAGGCCAGUCGACCCUACAGCAUUUAUUUCCAUGGAGUGACACUUUCAAAGAAUGCAGAAGGAGCUGAUUAUCCUCUGGACCACACAAGCAAUGGCACCCAGAGUAGAGGAGUUGAACCAGGGAAGACGUACACUUACGAAUGGAAAAUCUCUAAAACGGACCAACCCACUCGACAGGAUGCUCAAUGUAUUACAAGGCUAUAUCAUAGUGCUGUAAAUAUUGAGAGAGAUAUAGCCUCUGGGCUGAUUGGCCCACUGCUGAUUUGCAAAAGUGAAGCACUGACGCAGAAGGGUGUGCAGAAAAAGGCAGAUGGAGAGCAGCAGGCAAUGUUUGCUGUGUUCGAUGAAAAUAAGAGCUGGUACCUAGAGGAUAACAUCAAGGAGUAUUGCAGCAACCCAGCCAGUGUUAAAAGGGAUGAUCCCAAGUUCUAUAACUCAAACGUAAUGCACACAAUAAAUGGCUAUGUGUCUGACAGCAGUGAAAUUCUUGGAUUUUGCCAAGAUACUGUGGUUCAGUGGCACUUUUCCAGUGUUGGCACUCAUGAUGAGAUUGUCUCUGUUCGCCUUUCUGGACACUCUUUUCUGUAUCGAGGGAAAUAUGAAGAUACAUUGAACCUUUUCCCGAUGAGUGGAGAAUCAGUCACAGUGGAAAUGGACAAUGGUGGUACUUGGCUUUUAGCGUCCUGGGGUACCUCAGAGAUGAGUUACGGCAUGCGGCUGAGGUUCAGAGAUGCCAGAUGUGAAUAUGAGGAAGAUUACACGUUUGAUGUUGUGGAUUUCACUCACAUCAAGACUGAAAAAAAGGCUGUUUCUGCCUCAGUUGAGGAAGAUGUGCAAGAAGAAGAGGAAGAUCCAGAGGACUUGGAUUAUCAGGAAUACCUGGCUUCUCUUUACUCCAUCCGAAGCUCAAGGAAGCCAGCAGAUGACGAAGAAAAAGAAAACCUUACAGCACUAGCCUGGGAUCAGUAUGAAGGCACUGAUGCCACGAGUUCUGAGAUGGCAGCUGGCUCCGGUCUGACAACUAUAAAUAGUAGUGAAUCAACACGCAACUCUAAAUUCUUAGAAACUCAUAUCACCCCUCUUCCCCUAAUCAAGGCUGAAACAUUCCAGUCAAAUCACACAUCAAUCGCAGCAGAAGAGGCUUUAUUUUUAGCUACCACAAGUGAUGAAACGGCUGACUUGGUAUUUGAGAAUAGAAGCCAAAGCAAUUAUGAAAUAGCUCACGGUGACAUGUCUGCAGGUGAACACUUGCUGAGCAAUGGGGAAGGCCCAAUGAAUGUUGCAGAAGAGCUUCCAGCUGGUGGAAAGGACAGUAAAUUUUUUUCAGAAGAAGAUCAGGUGGAAACCACAGAAAGAGGAAAUUAUAACAUUAACAGGAAAAGACGAAGCUCAUUGGCCAUGAAGUUUUACUCUGUCCAAAAAAUGAAUGCCCUUCUAAAUCACGUACGAAAUAAAAAUGUCUCAUUUUUUGACAAGACUAGUGCACCUCCUUCUGUGAAUCACACAGGGAACACCUCCAAUAUAGCCAUGGUGGGAUCUGCCCAGUUUCUGAAUGAUUAUGGUGAUGAACUGGUAGAUGAGGAAAACAAGAUGGAAAAUGCUGUGCGUGCAGUUAACUUGACACUUGCUUUGGACCUCAUAGCAGGAGAUGAGUCUAAUGCAUCCAACCUUUAUGAACCCAAGAUAUCUAAAGAUCAACUAGCAGAUGCUUUAUCUUUAGAUCAUAUUUUAGGUGAUACAAGCCCUAAUUCCAGCCCUGCAGUAGUGAAGAACUUAGAAGAGUCACUGCCCAGAGUAGGGAAAUAUUCAUCUAAAAUGACUAGUGAGGAAUGGAAUUUGGUGUCUGCAAAGAGUAAUCUGGGAGAAGAGGCAAAUUUAGAUAAAUCUGUUGGCAGUAAGUUAAAUCAUCAUGGCAGAAAUGGUACAGCAUUCAUAAAUAAGGAGGAUAUGAAGAAGUAUCAAGAGUUCUCACAUCUAGUGGGGGAAAACCAGAAAGGGAGCCACAUGCACCCAACUCAGAAAGGAAAGGAAGAAAACAAGAAUGAUACUUUAAGUACGUCUGGAACCUCCAUCAAGAUCCGAAGGAAAAAGAAGGAAGAUCCAAAAAUGAUCCACUCGCUGGGCCCAAGGAGUAAAAACUCCCAAACAGUCACCAAUUCUUUGGCAGGGGUGUUUCCGGGUGAGACCAACCACACAGCACCGCCGUGCUGCACUAACACCACAGGGGCACCCAGUGAGGCCAACCAUGCAAUGGAUCUGAGUAGAGCCAGGCACAGAGAGCUGCAAAAUUACACACUCACCCCACGGCAGCUUAGGCCAUCGAUCACAAUUGGGCUUCCCAAAGAAAAUGGAGACUACGAGAUUCUCACGGGAGAAUCUGACAGGGAGGAAACAUCAGGUGUUGAAUACGAGUACCAUUAUGUGAACGUGGAUGACCCAUACAUGACAGACCCCAAGCUGAAUAUCAACGAGCAACGUAACCCAGAGAACAUUGCUGAACAUUACCUGCGCAGCAGAGGGAAUGAGAGGAGAUACUAUAUUGCAGCUGAAGAGGUCUGCUGGAACUAUGCAGGAUAUAAAAAAAGUCCAAUGAUGAGUGACAAAACCUGUAAAGAUGGCACCAGAUAUAAGGUGAUUUUCCAAAGCUAUACAGACAGUACCUUUACGACUCUUCAGGAUGAAGAUGAAUACACAGAACACCUUGGCAUCCUGGGGCCAGUUAUCCGAGCUGAAGUGGACGACGUUAUCCUAGUUCACUUUAAGAAUCUGGCAUCCAGACCAUAUUCCCUCCAUGCUCAUGGACUUCUCUAUGAGAAGUCCUCUGAGGGAAGCAUUUAUGAUGACGAAUCUACUGCUUGGUUUAAGGAAGAUGAUGAAGUCCAGCCAAAUAACAGCUACAUAUAUGUAUGGUAUGCAAACAGGCGAUCGGGGCCUGUGCAGUCAGGAGCAGCUUGUCGGUCAUGGAUCUACUACUCGGAUUUAAAUAUGGAGAAAGAUAUUCACUCUGGUUUGAUUGGGCCGAUACUGAUCUGUCAAAAAGGAACCUUCAGCAAAUCAAACAGCAGCGGGACAUCUACCCGAGACUUUUUCUUGCUUUUUAUGGUCUUCGAUGAAGAGAAAAGCUGGUACUUCGACAAACGUGCUAGAAGGCCUUGUAGUGAGAAGACACAAGGAAUGGAGCAAUGCCACAAAUUUUAUGCCAUUAAUGGGAUUACCCACAAUUUGCAAGGCUUGAGGAUGUAUGAAGGUGAACGGGUCCGAUGGCAUUUGCUGAACAUGGGUGGUCCAAAAGACAUUCAUGUUGUUCAUUUUCAUGGUCAGACUUUCAUAGAACAGGGAGAGCCAGAGCAUCAGCUUGGUACAUACACACUCCUUCCAGGUUCAUUUAGAACAAUUGAAAUGAAGCCACAGAGGCCUGGCUGGUGGCUUUUAGACACUGAAGUGGGGGAAUAUCAGCAAGCAGGAAUGCAGACAUCCUAUUUGGUUAUAGAGAAAGAGUGCAGGAUUCCAAUGGGUCUGGCAAGUGGAGUUAUACUCGAUUCACAGAUUGAAGCUUCAGAUCACAUAGACUAUUGGGAACCUAAAUUAGCCCGAUUAGACAAUUCUGGGACAUACAAUGCUUGGAGUACUACAAUGAAGGAAGAAAAACUCUCUUGGAUCCAGGUGGACUUUCAAAGACAAGUUUUGUUAACUGGGAUACAGACACAGGGAGCCAAGCAGUUUUUAAGGUCCUUGUACAUCCAGAAGUUUUUUCUUGUUUACAGCAAAGACAAACGGACGUGGAACACCUUCAAAGGAGACAGCUCACCAGUACAAAAGAUUUUUGAAGGUAAUUCCAAUGCCUAUGAGGUAAAAGAGAACAUCAUUGAUCCCCCUAUUAUUGCCAGGUACAUCAGACUCUACCCCACUGAGGUCUACAACAGGCCUACUCUUCGCAUGGAGCUUCUGGGCUGUGAAGUAGAUGGUUGCUCUUUGCCACUUGGAAUGGAAAAUGGAGAGAUCAAGAAUAGCCAGAUAACAGCCUCGUCUGCUAAGACAUCCUGGUUUAACACAUGGGACCCUUCACUUGCUCGUCUCAAUCAGAAAGGAAAGAUGAAUGCCUGGCGAGCCAAGUUUAACAACAACCAACAGUGGCUGCAAAUUGAUCUCCUCACAGUUAAGAAGAUAACUGCUAUUGCCACCCAGGGGGUCACGUCCAUGUCUACUGAAAACUUUGUGAAAACCUAUGUUAUCCUAUACAGCAACGAAGGCUCAGAGUGGAAAUCCUACACAGAAGGUUCAAGCUCAGUCGCAAAGGUUUUCUUGGGUAAUGAAAACAGCAACGGGCACGUCAAGCAUUUCUUUAACCCACCCAUCCUGUCCAGGUUUAUCCGCAUUGUUCCAAGAACAUGGUAUCGUGGCAUUGCCCUUCGGGUAGAACUCUAUGGCUGUGAUUUUGGUGGGGGUCUGGCUGUGAAAAGGACUGGCGAGUCUGGGAGCUCUUAACCUUUCAGCAGUCGUCACGCAGAGCAUGUUUUUUUGAAAAACCCUUUAAACAGUCAUGCAUAGUAGUUUGAAUGUUACAUCAUCAAAGAACCUUGAUGUUUUGCCAGCGGGAAUUGAAAGAGAUUUCUCUGGUAGAUGUUUCAUUCCUACAAACACACACUUUAGAAAACAGCUUCUUUUCUCUGGGAAGAAAUAAAGGUCCCUUCUGAUUUGUA